Molecule: messenger RNA, 1306 nt
Organism: Ananas comosus (pineapple)
Lineage: Eukaryota; Viridiplantae; Streptophyta; Magnoliopsida; Poales; Bromeliaceae
Exons: 3
Coding region: 528-1007 (159 amino acids)
Source: RefSeq, a predicted model, not a curated record
AAAAAAGAAAGACAGAAAGAAAGAAAAGAAGACACCGCGGGACUCGACUCAAAUUGUGGCUCCACUAAAAGCAAGCAUCGAUCCUAUAUUCUGAUCAAUUUUCUCAUGUCCUCCAGAAAUGCUGCCACGUGCAUUUCUAGUUUCUACUCAACACCGAAAGCAGAGCUAUCCAUCCGAUGCAGCAGCACGCCUCUUCUCUCUCCCUCUCUCUCUCUUUCUUUCUCUCUCUUUAUAUAUAGAUAUAUAUAUAUAAUACUUGUUGCAUGGCUCUCUAUAGUCAUUUUCAUUCCCUCUAGUCUCCGCUCUUCACUCGAUCACCCCAACAAUUUAUAAUCCCGCCUUUGAUUGCAAUUACAAGUCAUUUCGGAGCGGUUACUUACCUUUGUUAUCACCCAUGCAACAAAAUAAUCCUUCUCCCUUCUUCCUCUCCGCAGCCUCUGCUCUCUCUCUCUCUCUCCCUCUCUCCAUCGAACUGCUAUUAGUCUGAAGGAGGAGGGAAACAAGUGACAAGCGGAAAAAAAAAAAAAAUGUUGGAGCACAGUGGAGAUGCCCUGCCUCUGACUCAUCUGAACCACAUCUCACUCGUGUGCAGAUCGGUGAAGAGAUCUCUCGAUUUCUAUCAACACUUUCUUGGCUUCAUCCCCGUCAAGAGGCCCGGAUCUUUCGACUUCGACGGUGCAUGGUUGUUCAACUACGGUGUGGGGAUCCACCUACUGCAGUCGGAGAAUCCGAAUGGCAUGCCCGAGAAAACAGAGAUCAAUCCCAAGGACGACCACAUCUCUUUUCAGUGCGAGAGCAUGGCUGUGGUGGAGAACAAGCUGAAGGAGGCAGGCAUACCGUACCUCAGAAGGAGGGUGGAGGAGGAGGACGGCGGAACCAGAAUCAGCGUGGAUCAGCUCUUCUUCCACGACCCUGACGGGUUCAUGAUCGAGAUAUGCAACUGCGAUAAUCUACGAGUCAUUCCUCUCCCCGCCCAACCUCUUGCAUCUCGCAACCCUGCAAGCUAGCUUCGAGAAGCACAUGAGCUAGGAUCAUCCGACGACCAUCACCCGCACUCCUUACAUCUUCCGACGGAAACCCCAUCGAUCAGACCAUGUACACCCUUCCUUGACCCUUGUGAAGUGUGAACUAAUGAAAUCGCUAGUAUAUAUUUUGAUGUGUACACGCAUUGCCGAGCAAGCUGCGAGACAUAUAUGAAGUUAAAUUGAUCAUAUACGGUUGGCGUGCAUUAUCGUGUAUUAACGAUUAAUUAGGACUUGUUUAAUAGCGGACCGCCCUUAAUUAAUACGUACCACAGUUUACUUGA